Messenger RNA from Rubroshorea leprosula, 441 nucleotides. Lineage: Eukaryota; Viridiplantae; Streptophyta; Magnoliopsida; Malvales; Dipterocarpaceae. The record is from the annotation of a GenBank genome assembly.
CUUAUCUUCUCCUUCUUCCCGAUCCUUCCUCCCGAAAACCCCCCUAGGCCACCGACUCUCUACCCCUUGAAAACCCGGUGAGAUCUUGAUGAAUUCUCUUCCUUUCUUGUUAAAUCACAAGAUUUGGGGCUUAGAAUCUUCCCUCUCAACCCAGAAAUACCGGAUCUGCUCUGCUUCUUCCUCCCUUGUCCGUUGGGUUCUGCUGGGUUUGAAUCCUUCGGUUUUUCUGUGUGUCGUGAGUUUUCCCCCUGGAUCCCGUCGGCUUCCUCACCAGCCAAGCUCGGGUUCUGCUGGCUGGAAUUCUGGUACUGAUUAUUCUGCACUCUAGCACUUGGGAUUAGUGUUCUGUUGGUGCGAGUGAGGUAAGUAAAAUAUGGUAAAGCCCUUCGAUUUUAAAGCAUGUUUUCAAUUGUUUUUGAGAUGGUGGCAAGGUUUAAAUUG